CCCCCCUUUACAACUACUUGUUCAUAAAUACAAGACUCAUGGCUUCUGCAAGUGCUACCAGACUAAAUGACCUGUCAGCUCUAAGGUACUAGGCACUUAGAUGUUUGAUAAAAAUUGUACUAGUUACCUAUAAGCUUACCUAUGUCAACUGCCGCCAAGCUAUCCACGAACUUGAUAGUACGUUUGUUUCGCGAUGCAGAGUCUGCACCGAGCUCUUCUAACUCUGGCCGUUGUGAGCUCUGGCAAUGUAUUAGCCGAGCCAUAUAACACGUUUGAUGGAGAUGGAUUCCCUGCCUGCCACGAUGUUGCCAGUGUUCACAAUGCUACCAGUAUUGACGAGAUAGUUCAACUUGUGAAAAGCGCCUCUGCUAAUGGCACCCCGGUGAGGGCAUCAGGAAAAGGCCAUAUGUGGUACGAUACUAUGUGUUCAGACAACCCGGAGACCAUUAUCAUCCGUACGGAGUUCGUCAACGAAAUCUCAAAUUUAGUACUAGAAGAAGGCGCCGAGUCCGGCACAGUUGAUAUAGAAGCUGGCGUGACAUUUCUCCAGCUUGCCGAAUAUCUCCACAAAAACAAUGCUUCCAUGGGCUACACACUCGUCAACUGGAAUAUUACUAUGGCUGGUGCAGUAGCGAUGGGCGGGCACCGCUCUGCUAUCCGGGAGGACUCUAUGGUUGCAGCCGGUGUUCUGUCGAUAGAUAUCGUCAAUGGGGACGGGGAAAUCGUCACGAUCGAACGAGACGAGAGCAAUGAUGACUGGCUUGCUGCUUCAACCUCCUUAGGUCUACUAGGUGUCAUUGUUCGCAUGAAGUUCAAGAUCUAUCCCGAUUUCAAGGUGUUUGCGAAACAAGAGACUAUCGACGAAGAUGACAUACUCAACGGAGAUAUUUAUGGCAUGAUUGCGCCUUAUGCUACUGCCAAUUUCUGGUGGUGGCCUUACAUGAAGAAGUUUCAUUGGAGAUAUUACGACAAAGUUCCGCUCACACUUAGCUCCCAGGAAGGGUACCAGAACACAUUCUCUAUCACUGACACCGAAGCCUUCAUCGCAAAAACGACCCUCGAGAGCGGAAAGUAUCUUGCGACUUCCAACAUGUUUUUCGAGACCACCGCGUUCGGGUUAUGGUCCGCUCCCAACUUCCGCGAGAAGACGACACAAGAGACGAUCAGCGAGUGGCCGGUAUAUGGCUGGAACUACGACGUCCUAAUCGGUGGCCUGUACCCCGACCAGAAGCCUGAGUGGGAGUACGGGCUGCACGGCGCCACGCUUGAGCUCGCGUUUCCCAUCACUAUAGCCAACGACAUGCUCAAGCGUGUGCGCCAAGCGUUCGACGAAGAAGCCAAGAAGGGUAUUAUAAUGACGAGCACUUACCGUAGUGGGAUCAAUAUCAAGUUCGGCAAGCCCUACUAUGAUCUGCUCGGCCAAGUCACCUACAACACGUCUGAUGGCGCAGAUUGGAGCAAAGGGGCCAUCAUGUUUGAUUUCCCGUCUUUCAAACCUAGUAUUGGCGAUGGGAAACGUUUCAACGAAGAGUUUUAUCCCCGAUUGGCCAAGACUCUUGUCGAUGAGUUCCCGUGCCGACCUCAUUGGACCAAGAACACGCGUGAGGUAUUGGGCAACGCGACCAAGAACAUUGACCCCGAACACCUAGCAAGAUUUAAGACUGUGCGCGAGAAGUUCGAUCCUCAGGGUAUUUUCAAGAGUGUCGUCGGCGAGAUCUUGGGUCUGUAUGACUAAAUGGGUUAUAUAGUCGCUUGGCUCGAGUGAUCUUAAGAGGGACUAUGCGAAGCGUUUAGCAUGUUUAUCAUCGUGGGCCUUGAAACUUCGUACAGCUCGCGGAAAUAAACACACGUAGGUCAUAC
Molecule: messenger RNA, 1860 nt
Organism: Hypoxylon fragiforme
Lineage: Eukaryota; Fungi; Ascomycota; Sordariomycetes; Xylariales; Hypoxylaceae
Product: FAD-binding domain-containing protein
Exons: 6
Coding region: 194-1735 (513 amino acids)
Cellular component (GO): membrane
Molecular function (GO): D-arabinono-1,4-lactone oxidase activity; FAD binding
Source: RefSeq, a predicted model, not a curated record